Messenger RNA from Suricata suricatta (meerkat), 2158 nucleotides. RefSeq names its product pleckstrin homology domain containing M3 (gene PLEKHM3). Bases 596 to 2158 code for a protein of 520 amino acids. The record is from RefSeq and is a predicted model, not a curated record. The transcript has 4 exons. NCBI's taxonomy places the organism in Eukaryota, Metazoa, Chordata, Mammalia, Carnivora, Herpestidae.
CCGGGUGGCUGGGGGGGAAGCAUUUAAGAGUCGGACCGCGAGAAGCGCUUGUAAACAGAACGCCGGGCGGGGAUGCUCGGCUGCCUGACGGGCUGUCACGGUGAGGCGGGCUUGCCGCGAAGCCGCGCCCCGACCGGGAGUAGACGGCAGGCCCCGUAGGUGAAGGGACAGCAACAGCCGGCGGCCAGGAGCCCAUAAAAGUGGAGUGCGUCUCUGGCUGGGGAAAUCCUAACGAUUUGAAGCUUGAGGAGGAAAACAUACUGUUGCUGUUUGGAAGGAAAUUAAGGAUUGGAGAGGCCUUGCGUUGACAACCACGUCCUGUUGUCUUUACAGAGCUCUCAAUGAAGAAUCAUCUCAAAGGAACGUUUGUCUCCCCGUACUCCUGCUAAUAGCCAUGAGCCACUAGCAAAUGCUUUUAAUGACUGAAAAAACAUCAACUACGCUUGUUCUUGGCCUGGUUUCGGCAGUCGAAUGAAGGUUUCCUUCAGUUGUUUCCAGGACUCUGUUGCCGAGGCUCCCCUCUUUGUCUGGGUGCAACUUCAGAAAGCCCUUUCCUGAGCCAGUUUAGGACCUAAGAGCUCCCAGAGCCUAUGACAUGGAGGCUUUGGAAGUGGAUGAUAUCAGCCCCGCCUUGGAAGUUACCGAGGAUUUCUUCAGUACUUUUGAUAGUAAGCUAGAAAAGGCUGUGCAGCAAGCUGAGGUUUAUGGGAUUCAGGAAGUCCCUGAAUUGGUGGGGCACGAGGUACUAAGUACCAUCACAGACAAUGGUGCUCUCAGAAGUGUCGCCUCCCUGGGCAAGGGGGGCUUGAUCUGGGACCACUGUAAGAGCAGGCUCUUAGAAACCAAAGCUCAAAAUGUCUUCCCUGCCAAAGAACAGUUUGUGGUUCAGAAAGGGACAGCCCCGGAUAACCUUUCCUGGAUGGAACAAAAAGAAGCAUCCACCUUUAACUUUUUCAACAUCUGUCAGCGUCGGAGGGACAGACCUCGAUCCGUGAAUGACUUACUGGACGAGACCUCUACUUUCAAGCCAGGGCAUGCGCGGUCAAGGUCGGAUAUUACCCAAGUGGACUGGAGGCUGGUCCUCAAAGCCAUGCCCCUGCCGCGGCAGCAGCCAUCAUCUUUCCAGGGCCCUCACUUCCCCAGGCCGCCCUUUCUGUCGUCCUCGCCCAGCAAGGUAGAAGACGCCCAAGGAAACACUGAACACAAGCAAGCAUUCCCAAACAUUCUGAAGAAGGGGUACCUGGAGAUCAGGAAGGACCAUGAUAGUUACUGGCAGAGCUGUUAUGCAGAACUCUCACCCUACAACUUAGCCUUCUACAGCCUCGACAGCAGUGGCAAUCAGGCCCUCUAUGCCACCUACCAGCUUUCGCACUUUCAGAGCAUAUCGGUGUUGGGCAACCUUGAGGCCAGGCUGGUGGAUACCGUUCUGUAUGACAACACUCAGCUGCAGUUGAAGGCGGAGUCACCGUGGGAGGCUUUAGACUGGGGGCAGAAGCUUUGGGAAGUCGUGCACGCCACUGUGCCCGGGUACGUGGGGCGGCAGGAUGACUUGGCAAACUCCUCAGGGCUUGGUCACCACGUUGACUGUACACAGAACCAUUGUUUACAGAAGAAAUCCAGUGAGCUUCUCGCACCGUCACCUGUCUUGGAUAGCCCCAAACAAUACCAGAACAUCAUCAAAUCAGGGACACUCUACAGGCUAACUGUCCAGAACAACUGGAAGGCCUUUACUUUUGUGCUGAGCAGGGCCUACCUUAUGGCCUUCCAGCCUGGCAAGCUGGACGAGGACCCCCUGCUAAGCUACAAUGUGGACGUGUGUCUGGCUGUCCAGAUGGACAACCUGGAUGACUGUGACUCUUGCUUUCAAGUCAUUUUCCCCCAAGAUGUCCUCCGCCUCCGUGCAGAGACCCGGCAGAGGGCUGAGGAGUGGAUGGAGGCUCUGAAAACAGCUGCCAAUGUGGCACGGAGUUCAGAGCAAAACCUGCAAGUGACCCUGAGGAGCAAACCCAAGGAUCAGAUGGGCAGGCACGAACUCCGGAAGAACAAACGUCAGUCUGUGACCACCAGCUUCCUCAGCAUUCUGACAACUUUGUCUUUGGAACGAGGGCUCACUGCUCAGAGUUUCAAGUGUGCAGGUAUGAAGCAAAGUUUUAGUUGA